AUGUUCCAACGGACAGUUCUCAGGCAACGUCGUGCGGUGCAGUCUGCACUGUCCGUUCGUGCCAUAUCGUCGCCGCGUCUGUCGGCUAGACGAACGUCACCUCUCCAGCAGCUUUCUCAGUCUCUCAGGCAAUCUCCCUUCCGGCCAGUACCUCGCUACUACUCUACGGAGAACGGGGCCAACAAGGAAGAGCCGAAGAAGGAGGAAGAGAAAAAGGAAGAGGAGAAGAAGGAAGAGGAGAAGAAAACCGAAAAUGAGGGUGCAGCAGCCCCCGAAGGAAACGGCGAAACAGAAGCUGCUGCUGAAUCAACCGAGGAUCGGUUGAAAAAGGAGCUGGAAGUGAAGAACCUGGAGAUUAUCGAUUUGAAGGACAAACUCCUGCGCUCCGUAGCCGAGUUCCGGAAUUUGCAAGAGCGCACGAAGCGGGACAUGGAAGCCGCACGUACUUUUGCGAUCCAGCGUUUCGCUACCGAUCUUCUGGAGACCAUUGACAACUUUGAGCGCGCUCUGUCUUCUGUUCCUGCCGAGAAGCUCAGUGCUGCCGAGGCGGAGGGCAACAAGGAACUGAACGAUCUUUAUCAGGGUCUGAAGAUGACGGAAAGCGUCCUUAUGAGCACGUUGAAAAAACACGGCCUGGAGAGGUUCGAUCCCGGUGAGCCCACUGAGGAUGGCAAGCCUCAGAAAUUCGAUCCGAACCUUCAUGAAGCUACUUUCAUGGCCAAAGCCGAGGACAAGGAAGACGGCGACAUCAUGUAUGUUCAGAGCAAGGGAUUUAGCCUGCAUGGGAGAGUUUUGAGGGCCGCCAAGGUUGGUGUUGUGAAGAACGCAUAA
Rasamsonia emersonii CBS 393.64 is the source of this 831-nucleotide messenger RNA. RefSeq names its product Mitochondrial co-chaperone GrpE. Gene Ontology annotation, cellular component: PAM complex, Tim23 associated import motor. Gene Ontology annotation, biological process: protein import into mitochondrial matrix; protein folding. Lineage: Eukaryota; Fungi; Ascomycota; Eurotiomycetes; Eurotiales; Trichocomaceae. The coding region runs from base 1 to 831 and encodes 276 amino acids. Gene Ontology annotation, molecular function: protein-folding chaperone binding; adenyl-nucleotide exchange factor activity; protein homodimerization activity. The transcript is spliced from 3 exons. The record is from RefSeq and is a predicted model, not a curated record.